This is a messenger RNA of Vidua chalybeata, 2398 nucleotides long. RefSeq lists its product as uncharacterized. Lineage: Eukaryota; Metazoa; Chordata; Aves; Passeriformes; Viduidae. The transcript is spliced from 2 exons. The record is from RefSeq and is a predicted model, not a curated record. Bases 718 to 1389 code for a protein of 223 amino acids.
UAGCUGCCAGGCUCCACUCUCUGUUACACUGCAGAUGCUUCUUCCCACACCUGAGCUGGCACCUUGGCCACCUCCUCCCAGUCUGGGGUGCCAUUUUCUAGGAAGCAGCAGGGGUGAGACCCGAGCCGACAGGAAAGGGAUUUCUAACAGGAGAUGAGCAAUAGGUACUAGGUAAAGCAGGGGAUGAACAUGGGGUAAUUAACAAGGACUGAACAAGGGGGAAUUAACCAGGGGUGAACAAUGGGUAAUUAACAGUCACUUAACAAUUGGCCAUUAAGUAACACUUUGUAACUUUUGAGAAGUAAGCAGUUUCUUAUUCAUAACAGUCCCCCCUCUUUUUUCUUUGAUCAGGCUUGAAUUACAAGCCUGCAUCAAUUUGCAGUUUCUGGUUCCUCAGCAUGAAUUUUUCUUAAUUUCUGGAAUUGGUCGUAGAUUUCUCCUGCAUUCUUGUGUUCUUGGUUGUUUAGGUUCAUUAUCUUUUCUGGUUUCUGUAAUGCAGUCUCUAUGUUGGUCAGCACAGCAGAGGUCACUAUCUUAAUUAAACAGGGAAGUAGGCAAGGUAGGAAGAUUAAACCAGCAAUGAUGCAUACGGUGAAGAAGGCUGCCUUCUUCCACCAGUUCCCCUUAAAAGACCAUAGAUUAUCCCACCAGUUGGAAUUGAGUAAGGGAGUCCAUUCCUGAUUUCCUACAUAUGCAAAUUUUCUUAUUUCAUUUGAGAUGUUUCUAAUAACUUUGCUUCUGUCAUCGAUCUCCAAGCAGCAUUCUGACGAGUUAAAUUUGCCACAGAUCCCGCCCUCAUCAGCAAAUCCCACUCCCCCAGUCUUCAAGAGAUGCGCAAACGGGCAGAAGAAACCAGGCGAGGCCCUUCUCAGCAUCCUGGUUUUCAGUUUGGACGGGCCACGGAGGAUCCACAUCAAAUCAGAUCACGCGGGGGCGGUGCUGGUUGUCCCCUGCGGCCAUCGCUUCAUUUCCCCAUGGCAGCCCCCAUCCCAGCCCGUUCCUUCUCAAGUCCUCCAUCUCUCUUCGGGGACGCUGGCGGGGCACAGGGCUCGGUGCCCUGUCCCCAUCGGCGAGUCUUCGGCGCCGGCCACCUCCAGGAGCCGCGUCCUCCUGCGCCUCCUGCUGCUGCCGCUGCCGCCAGCGCAGCACGAAGGGAUGGAGGCGGCGGGGGCGACGCGGGGCCACCCCGGCACGGUUGUCCAGCCCCUGCAGCAGGCGGAUGGCCCCGAUGGGCCCUUGGCAGAUCGGGCAGGUGGCAGCGGCGUCGGGGGCAGCCUGGGGCUGGAUGCAGGCGUGGCAGAACACGUGUCCGCAGGGCUCCACGGCAGCAGCGGGGCUCUGCAGGAAAUCCACGCAGAUGCGGCAGACCCUGACGGCUCGUGGCGCUGAUGGCUCUCGCCUGACCUCCGCCAUUGGUGCUCCCGGGCUUGGCUCCUCUCAGCUGCUGGCAGGACUCGAAGGCUUGUCUUUCACUGCCAGCACUCAGAGGUUCCUCAGCGUCCCGUGGGACUCAGAGGCUCCUCUGUCACUGGCAGCACUCAGGUUCCUCGGUCACUGACAGCACUCAGAGGCUCCUCAGUCACUGGUAGCACAGAGGCUCCUCAGACACUGGCAGCACUCGGAAGCUCCUCGGCUGCUCGUGGGUCACAGCCUGAGUGCUCUGGCUCUGCUCCACGCUGGUGGUUAAAGUUCCGCAAGUGGUGUCAUAGUGAUCAGGAGUGGUGACAUCACAGAGCUCUGAGGGACACACCCAGGAGCUCCCCCAUCCACAGAGACAGGUGCUGUGGCACAAAGCCCACCUGGCAGUGGCCUGCACACCUCCGUGCUUGCCCAGCUCCCUUCCAGGCGGUCCCUGCUGGGCUGGGGCUGUGCCAGUCACACCCACCAGGACCUGCAGAGGACCUGCUCUGCAGAGCUGCUUUCCAUGCCGUGUCCUGGGGCUGCAGCUCCCCAGGGGCAGGACUGCUCAGCCCUCGGUUGAACUUCGGCAGGUUCCAUCAGCCCAUUUCUCCAGCUUGUUGAGGUCCUUUUGGGUCCUCUGGUGUCUCAGCAGCUUCUCCCACUGUAGGAAAUGCAGCAAACUUGCUGAGGGUGCCCUGGGCCCCAUUGAUCAGGCCACUCUCAAGAAGGAAGAGGACCGGUCCCAGUACGGACGCCUGGGCUACACUGCUGAUGAUCAGCCUCUAUCUCAGCUUCAUGCUGCUGAUCAACAUCCUCUCCUUAAAAACCAGUAUCAACAGUUAAAAUCACUUCCUCACAGGGCAGAGCUUAUUUGCAACGUUCUGCUUCCCCCAAGCCUCCUGCUUUCUCCAAACUCAUGAGAAAUGUCUGGGUGGUCAUUUAUCAGCCCCAGUGAGCAUUUUCCCCUUCUAAUACAGCAGCUCUGGAAAACAGCGUA